AUUGUUACACUCCAAAGAUCCAUGUCUAGAAAUACCAUAAAUAAACGAAGGAAAGAGAAAAGAGGCGGGAAUAAAAACGGCAAAGCAAUCGGAAAAGCAAACGUGUCAUUGAAAGCAAUCACAAAAGGGGACCCACUUUGGGUGCGUGUCACCCUCAAUAUAUCAAAUACCAGUAUACCACCAUCACCAUUACCAAACUAAUAAACCGCGAAACUCUCUGCCACAAAUUCAUACCUCUUUUAAACCCUAACCUUUUUUCUUUUUUGUUUUCUAUCUUUUCAAUUUUUCUUAACUAAUUUUAUUUUAUUAGUUUUUUGAUUUUUUCAAAAUUUUGAAAUUUUCGGCCGAAAAGAAAAAUUGAAAUUGGGGAUUCUUUGAAUUUUCUACAAUCUACUUUAACUCCACUUUCUUUUUGCAUUUCUUUCUCUCUCUCCUCUAAUUCCAGAUUGUCAAUGGAGAAAUCGAAAAUUUGUUGAAGUUUAAAGAAUGGAGUUAGGGAGGAAUUCCAGCUUGUCUGGCCCACUUGACUUUGCUCGUCCUUGUUUUGAAGGCUCAACAAGUCGUGAAAGAAAAGAGCGGAAAUCAGAUGUUGAGAUAUCAGAAGAUGAGAAGAAGAAGAAGAUGGGAGGUUUUAAAAAGAGAGCAAUUAACGCAUCCAGUAAAAUAAGGCGUUCACUCAGCAAGAAAAAAGGCAAGCGGAAGGUUGAAGGACUUCCUUCUGUUUCUAUAAAGGAUGUACGAGAUGUUAAGGAAGUGCAGGCUGUGCAAGCAUUUCGACAAGCACUGGCUUUGGAUGAGUUACUACCUGCAAGACAUGAUAAUUAUUACACCUUGCUGAGGUUUUUGAAGGCAAGAAAGUUUGACAUUGAGAAGGCAAAGCAAAUGUGGGUUGAUAUGCUCAAGUGGAGAAAAGAAUUUGGUGCCGACACUAUCCUUGAGGAUUUUGAGUACCAUGAGUUGGACGAGGUCUUAAAGUAUUAUCCCCAGGGAUUUCAUGGUGUUGACAAAGAUGGGCGGCCUGUCUAUCUUUACCUACUGGGAAAGGUUGAUACAGAGAAGCUUAUGCAAGUAACUACAAUGGAACGAUACCUCAAAUAUCAUGCUCAAGAUUUUGAAAGGUGCUUUGCACUGAAAUAUCCAGCUUGCUCCAUUGCUGCUAAAAGGCAUAUAGAUUCAAAUACAACUAUUCUUGAUGUUCAAGGCGUGGGCUAUAAAAACCUAACAAAACCUGCUCGUGAACUGAUAAUGCGGCUACAAAAAAUUGAUAACGACAACUAUCCUGAGACUCUUUACCGAAUGUAUAUCAUUAAUGCUGGCAAUGGCUUUAAAUUGGUCUGGAAUGUAAUCAAGCCUUUUCUUGAUCCUCAUACGACAUCCAAAAUUCAUGUCCUUGGCCCCAAAUAUCAGAGCAAACUGUUUGAGAUCAUUGACAAAAGCCAAUUGCCUGAAUUUCUUGGCGGUACAUGCAAUUGUGCAGAUCAAGGAGGUUGUGUAAGGUCUGACAAGGGACCAUGGAAAGAUCCUGAAAUCUUAAAGUUGAUUCAAUCUGGCGAAGCCGAAGUAGCUAUAUCAAACAGUGAAGGCAGGGUUAUUGCUUACAACAAGAUGAUUAAAAAUCAUGACACAUCAACAGCAGAGUCUGGAUCCGAAGUUGAAGAAAUUUCUUCUUCUAGAGCACCUAGGGCUUCUUUGGAGUUAAAAUUGAUGCCAGUGGAUGAAGAAGCUCGGAUAGCCAGAAAUAGUGGCUCUUCUGGUGGCAUUCCUGAUAAUGAUGAAAAUGUUCCUGUAAUUGUGAAGCACUUGGAUUCAGAAUCUGUAGGAGUUGUCUCCAUUGAUCAGUCAAAUCCAUCCACAGAGACAAUAUCUCAACAAUCUGCAGAUGUAGAGCAAAGUCAUUUCCGAAUUUUCGCUGCAGUCGUGGCCUUCUUUGUGACCUUAUUUGCUUUCUUCCGGUCAGCAACGAUGAAAAUUUCUCGAGAAGUUCCCAUGGUUAUUUUGAAUUUUGCCCGCAACCUUCAUGAUAUCCUUGGACCAGAUUUUAAAGAAAAUUUGCAACAACCGUCAGUGAGUCCAGACAUGACAGAGACAGAAUUUCGCUUAGUUACACUCAGAAAGCUCAGUGAUCUUGAAGAGAAUGUAAAAACAUUACAGACAAAUCCAACGCAAAUGCCUUCUGAGAAAGAGGAGUUGCUAAAUGCUGCAAUAUAUCGUGUGGAUGCUCUGGAAGCAGAGUUGAUUGCAACCAAAAAGGCAUUACAUGAAGCUUUGAUGAGGCAGGAAGAUUUGCUCGCAUUCUUUGACGCACAAGAAUCUGCCAGAUUUCGGAGGAGAAGGUUCUGCUGGUGAAGAAUGGGUUGCUGCUUACAGGGAUAAACUUGCCGUAUUCUUUGGGUCUCUUUCUCGGCAUUGUGUAUUGGGGUAGAGUUUUUAAUUAACAGAGGAUCCUCCUGUAUUUUCUGUACAGUAUAGGGUUUCAUAUUUUUCUCCUGAGGUUAAGAUUUAUUAAAAGAAAUGAGAAAAAAGUUAGUACUUGUAUGCGUUUUCUUUGUCUACUGUUGACAUUUCUUUCGA
Messenger RNA from Chenopodium quinoa (quinoa), 2571 nucleotides. RefSeq names its product phosphatidylinositol/phosphatidylcholine transfer protein SFH8-like. The transcript is spliced from 15 exons. The coding region runs from base 487 to 2346 and encodes 619 amino acids. The record is from RefSeq and is a predicted model, not a curated record. Lineage: Eukaryota; Viridiplantae; Streptophyta; Magnoliopsida; Caryophyllales; Amaranthaceae.